GCCACUAUAACCAGUCUCCGGAGCUAACAAAGCAAACCAUUUAGUUUUUUUUUUUUCUUUUCAAAGAAAGAAAACACAGUUUAAUAGGUUUACAUAUAGAAAUUGAACGCAAUUUGUUGCCUCUCUGGCUACUAGUGCUAUUUCUCUGUUUCGCUUCUCUUGGAUUGCUUCCGGACAUUUGAAAUCGCUAGCAAUGGCUGCUUCAGUUACCGGAUCCAAUGUUAUCACCGGAAUUUCGGCUAAUUUCGGAAGUUCUAGUGAUAAAAGAAUCGGUCAGGUUCGGCAAUGGUCUCCGAUUUCUACCGGAAUCGGACACCCCCAGUCUUCUCGCAGUAGCCUCCACUGUAGAUCAACACGCUCAUUUGCUCCUGCUUCUUCUGUGGUAAGAGCACAGGUAGCUACGAGUGCUGAACAGGCGAGUGCUGAGUCAGCACAGAAGGUGGAAUCACCAGUUGUGGUAGUGACUGGUGCUUCUAGGGGUAUUGGUAAAGCUGUCGCCUUGGCUUUGGGUAAAUCUGGUUGUAAGGUAUUGGUAAAUUAUGCCAGGUCGUCGAAAGAAGCUGAGGAGGUUUCCAAAGAGAUCGAGGCUUAUGGUGGUCAGGCUCUUACAUUUGGGGGUGAUGUUUCCAAAGAAGCUGAUGUGGAAGCAAUGAUGAAAACUGCUGUCGAUGCAUGGGGAACAGUUGAUGUUCUAGUAAAUAAUGCAGGAAUCACACGAGAUACAUUGUUGAUGAGAAUGAAGAAAUCUCAGUGGCAGGAGGUUAUUGAUCUUAAUCUUACAGGCGUAUUCCUUUGCACACAGGCAGCAGCCAAAAUCAUGAUGAAAAAGAAAAAGGGAAGGAUUGUUAACGUAGCAUCAGUUGUGGGUUUGGUUGGCAAUGCGGGGCAAGCCAACUACAGCGCUGCAAAGGCAGGAGUUAUUGGACUGACAAAGAGUGUUGCAAAGGAAUAUGCAAGCAGAAAUAUUAACGUCAAUGCUAUUGCGCCUGGAUUCAUUGCAUCUGAUAUGACUGCCAAACUUGGGGCAGAUAUUGAAAAGAAAAUCUUGGAGACUAUUCCUUUAGGAAGGUAUGGCCAACCGGAAGAGGUUGCAGGAUUGGUGGAAUUCCUGGCUCUAAGUCCUGCUGCCAGCUACAUCACUGGACAGGUAUUCACUAUUGAUGGAGGAAUGGUGAUGUAAGUUGACCAGGUGGCAUUUUUGAUUGAGCUUGAACUGUUUCUAAGCUCCAGUAUUCAAGUUGGCGGAUUCUCUCAAGUGGGUAUGAGUACUGGGCGGUCUUUGACUUUAUAUGUGUUUGUAAUAAAGAAAUGAUCAAACAAGUUUUGAUAGAAUCUCAGUUAAUUAUGUCACUGAAACCAAAUGAUAUGUAUUUACAGUUUUUCCAAGUAUUGGUUAGCGAAUGAAAAGUGUAAUCGACGUAGUGUUUGGUCUAAACUGAAUAGUAUCAAGUUUAUUCUAAUUUUGCUA
Ricinus communis (castor bean) is the source of this 1468-nucleotide messenger RNA. RefSeq names its product 3-oxoacyl-[acyl-carrier-protein] reductase 4. Gene Ontology annotation, biological process: fatty acid biosynthetic process. The transcript has 11 exons. Bases 194 to 1180 code for a protein of 328 amino acids. Gene Ontology annotation, molecular function: NAD binding; 3-oxoacyl-[acyl-carrier-protein] reductase (NADPH) activity. The record is from RefSeq and is a predicted model, not a curated record. NCBI's taxonomy places the organism in Eukaryota, Viridiplantae, Streptophyta, Magnoliopsida, Malpighiales, Euphorbiaceae.